AUGUUGGGAGCAGAUCAAGCCCCCGAACCCAGGCCUAGAUCUUUGGGACGCUACCGCGGGCAUGCUUUGCUUCUGGUCUUGGGCCUCUACAUCGUGAGCCGCCGCUGGGCAACCUCAACCCCUGUGCUUGGAAUUGGUGUGGGCGGAGAGACUUCGGAACUCCAGGAGCUGGAGAAUAGGAUUGGCCAGAGCAAGGUCUUCGUGGUCUCUAAGCAAUGGUGCCCUUUCUGCCAGCGUUUGAAGUCUGUGCUUGGUGAACUGGGCGUUGCUGCAGAAGUUCUGGAGCUAGAAGACAUGAACAAGCAGCCCUUAGUCAAGGAUGAGGCGGCUGUGCUUGAUUACAUGCAACGGCGGACAGGGGCGCGCUCAGUGCCACGGCUCUUCAUCGCUGGCAAGUUCAUUGGAGGAUGUGAUGAUGCAGUGCGCAUGGCUGGCUCUGGAGAGCUGCAAGAGCGGCUCAAGGAAGCAGGGGCUCUAUGA
Molecule: messenger RNA, 480 nt
Organism: Symbiodinium pilosum
Lineage: Eukaryota; Dinophyceae; Suessiales; Symbiodiniaceae
Source: the annotation of a GenBank genome assembly